Molecule: messenger RNA, 1416 nt
Organism: Lactuca virosa
Lineage: Eukaryota; Viridiplantae; Streptophyta; Magnoliopsida; Asterales; Asteraceae
Source: the annotation of a GenBank genome assembly
UAUCAUUUUCAAUUUUGACGACCCAUUAAUCCAAAAGUUGAUACAUACAUAUAUAUACAAUCAAAUUAAUUUGUUGGGGGAUUGUUUUCGCAAUACUCAGGGUUUAGUCAAAUGAGUUUUCCUCCAUGGAUGAUAACGACGUCGGUAAUGGUCGCUUUGUUGGACGUUUUUUUCUUCCUUAGUGCAGAUGCAGCAAGAACCGUUGGAGGUUUUGAUCAUAAGAAUGUUGCAUUUGAUCAAAAUUAUAAUGUAACUUGGGGAAACCAUCACGCUCAGUUACUUAAUCAAGGAAAGGAGGUUCAAUUGUUGUUGGAUCAAUCUUCAGGUGCUGGAUUUGCGUCGAAAUCAUAUUAUGGAUCUGGUUACUUUCAGAUGAAGAUUAAGCUACCCGCCAAGGAUUCUGGUGGUGUGAUUACUGCUUUUUAUAUGUUUUUAAAUACAACUAUACAUGAUGAGUUAGACUUCGAGUUCUUGGGAAAUCGACCAGGCAAACCUAUUACUUUACAAACAAAUGUAUUUGCGAAUAGUAUUGGUGGUAAAGAGCAAAAAUUCACUCUUUGGUUUGAUCCCGCAACGGAUUUCCAUUACUACAAAUUGUUAUGGAACCACCAUCAGAUUGCAUUUUUUGUGGAUGACACGCCAAUAAGGAUAUAUAAGAACAACAUAAACAAAGGUGUAGGAUACCCUAACAAUACAAUGCAAGUGAAAGUGAGCUUAUGGGAUGGGUCUUCUUGGGCUACUGAUGGGGGCAAAACGAAGGCCAAUUGGACAAAUGGACCAAUUGAAGCCCAUUUUCAAGAUUUUAAGAUUGAUGGAUGCCUCUCGCCAGUCAAUAAUCGUAAUAAGGAUUGUUUUGCCCAAGACUAUUGGUGGAACACCAAAACCUACUGGCAAUUGGACACAAAACAACAGAAAGCUUAUGAUGAAGUGAGAAAAAAGUAUAUGAAUUAUGACUAUUGUAAUGAUAAGAGUAGGUAUCCUACCCCUCCUCAUGAGUGCACUGGGUGAAAAGAUGAAAAAAAAACAACUUCUUCGUUAGUAAUAUGCAUGGGACUUUGGGUUGGUUACUUAUGAGCUGUAAUACACUCAAUGCCCAGUCUUCAACUCUAGCAAUAAGAUUGAAGAUUUUUUAUUCUUCAUUUCUUAUUAAAAUUUGGUACCAAAAUGAGUAAAGCUUUGUGUUUUCUGUAAGACCCGUGGAUCUCGGAAGAAAACUCUUACAGGAAGUUUGCAUGAUUUAGGGAUAGAGCCAUAGGGUGAUCACGCUUCUUUUGAACCCCACAAAUUUGUGAGACCCGGAUAUUGAUACCAUGCUGUCGGACAAAGAUACUUGCAUUAGACCUCAUGAAGCGCACAAUUUAUUUAGAAUGAGCCACAUUUUUCAGGAAGAUGAAGAUCGUUGGCAUGUCAAGGAUC